AUGUCCCAACCAUGCAACCAUCCACCGCCCAAGAAAGAUAGGAAUAACAAUGAUCCCUAUCCCAAGCACCAAGCACCGAACCACUCUCGGCCCAGCGAUCCCUAUCCCAGGCACCAACCACCAAACCACCCAGGGCCCAAGAAAAUCGGCAACAACAAUUCCCAUCCCAGGCACCAACUUGAACCACCAAGCCGCCCGGGGCACAACGGUCCCCCUCCUGUGCCCCAACCACGCAAUCGCCCCAAGAAGGAUGGGAACAACAACAAUCCCCGUCCCAGGCGCCAACCACCAAGCCACCCAGAGCCCAACGAUCUCCCUCCUGUGCCACCCAAGAAAGAUGGGAAUAGCAACAAUCCCCGUCCCAGGCGCCAACCACCAAGCCACCCAGGACCCAACAAUCCCCCUCCCAUGCCACCCAAGAAAGAUGCGAACAACAAUGGUCCUCAUCCCAGGCGCCAACCACCAAGUUACCCAGAGCCCAACAAUCUCCCUCCCGUGCCACCCAAGAAAGAUGGGAAUAAUGACAAUCCCCAUCCCAGGCGCCAACCACCAAGCCACCCAGGGCCCAAGGAUCCCCCUCCCAUACCCCAAACACACAAUCAUCCGCCACCCAAGAAAGAUGAGAACAACGACAAUCCCCAUCCCAGGCACCAACUACCAAACCGUCCACCGCCCAACUCUGAACCCGGGAAGAACCACAAGAACCACACCCGCGAGUUCCAUUCUAGCAUCACUGUUACAUGGAAUGGACAGAAAAGUAGGGGAUUCACCUAUCAUUUGACAGCACAUAUUCACUACUACCUUUGCAGGACAUAUAGUCAGAUCUCCAGACAGGCGACUACACUGUCCGUGCAGACGAGACGACCAUCAUCGUUACAACUAUCACCAGUUUAA
Messenger RNA from Suillus clintonianus, 894 nucleotides. RefSeq lists its product as uncharacterized. Bases 1 to 894 code for a protein of 297 amino acids. The record is from RefSeq and is a predicted model, not a curated record. The transcript has a single exon. Lineage: Eukaryota; Fungi; Basidiomycota; Agaricomycetes; Boletales; Suillaceae.